CGUGUUCUUGCUUUAGGCAAGAAGUGUUAAGCUGUAAGAGAAGACCUUUGUAAAAGAGUGAGCUUGUGGCAAGACUGAAAGCCAGGAUCCAGACACAUGGCGACUGCAGGAAAGGUGAUUAAAUGCAAAGCCGCAAUCAUCUGGGAAGCUGGCCAAAUGCCUUCUGUGGAGGAGGUGGAGGUGGCACCACCAAGAAGCCAUGAAAUUCGAGUGAAGAUAGUGGCCACUGGGAUCUGUAGGACGGAUUAUCAAGUAGUGAAAGGCAUUUUUGCUAACAUAGACUACCCAGUUAUUGUAGGUCAUGAAGGAGCUGGAAUUGUUGAAAGUAUUGGACCAGGAGUCACUUCUGUAAAGCCAGGUGACAAAGUCAUUCCUCUUUGUCUUACCCAGUGUGGAGAAUGCAGCUGCUGUUUAAGUCCUAAAACUAACUGUUGCCUCAAGAACCACCUCUAUGAACCUGUUCAAAACCUGAUGCCAGAUAAGACCAGCAGGUUCACCUGCAGAGGGAAACAGAUCCACCACUUCCUAUGGACGAGCACAUUCUCCGAAUACACGGUUGUGCCUGAGGCUUCCAUCACAAGAAUCCACAAUGAUGCUCCACUGGAUAAAGUCUGCCUCUUUGGUUGUGCAUUUUCCACUGGCUAUGGAACCGCUGUCAAUUACGCCCAGGUUGAGCCAGGCUCUACCUGUGCCGUCUUCGGCUUGGGAGGUGUCGGUCUGUCUGUUGUUAUAGGCUGCAAAGUCGCUGGAGCAUCCAGGAUUAUUGGGAUUGACAUCAACAAAGAUAAAUUUACUAAGGCCAAAGAGUUAGGAGCCACAGAAUGCAUGGCUCCUCAAGAUUUCAAGAAGCCCCUGAAUGAGGUUAUUGUAGAGAUGACAGGUCUUGGUGUGGACUACGCAUUUGAAGCGACAGGAAAUAUUGACACUGUGGUCACUGCCCUUAAAUCCUGCCAUGUGGGCCAUGGCACCUGUGUGCUGGUUGGAGAACCUCCUGCAGGGGCACAGUUCUCAGUCGAACCUAUUCUGCUCCUCACGGGAAGGAAACUAACAGGAUGUUUGGUUGGAGGUUGGAAGUUAAAAGAUGCUGUCCCUAAACUAGUUUCUGAUUACAUGAACAAGAAAUUUAAUAUGGAUGCAUUAAUAACUCACACAUUGCCUUUUGAUAAAAUUACCGAAGGCUUUGAGCUUUUACUUGCAGGAAAAAGUAUUCGCUGCAUUUUGUUGUUUUAAACUUCCAGAAGCAACUAGUAAAAGGGGUCUCAGCUGUAUACGUACCUUUGCAUCCCUCCCCAAAUUCAACAGAAAUGGUUGAGGGUUAAGUCAGCAAUUAUACAGUAGGCUAAAGAUUUAGGACAUAAUAUAUAAAUGAAUACAUGGAGAAAGCUGUGGAAAGUUGACAUGAAAUUUACUGCUUAAUAUGCUUUAAAAUAGAAUUAUAUGAAAAUGAUGUAUUGAUGGUAUCUAACACCUAACAAAUUGUCUAAAAUGUAUAAGAAGGUUCCUCAAGUAGAUGGAUCUUUUUUCAUAGGGUGGAUUUGUAAGAAAGCGAGGGUAUUUUGGGAAAUGAUAUAUGCCAAGAGAAAAAAAGAUAUU
Molecule: messenger RNA, 1593 nt
Organism: Lacerta agilis (Sand lizard)
Lineage: Eukaryota; Metazoa; Chordata; Lepidosauria; Squamata; Lacertidae
Product: alcohol dehydrogenase 1-like
Exons: 9
Coding region: 97-1230 (377 amino acids)
Biological process (GO): retinol metabolic process; retinoic acid metabolic process
Cellular component (GO): cytosol
Molecular function (GO): all-trans-retinol dehydrogenase (NAD+) activity; zinc ion binding
Source: RefSeq, a predicted model, not a curated record